AUCUUUUACUUUAAAAAUUUUUGUUUUUCACCUAAAUCUCAAGUGACUAGUAAUAGUAGAAACUGAAAGCUCUAUGUAUCCACAUGGUAGAUGGAUUUUUGACUAGUCCCAUGUGGGCCAUUCAUGCUACCUACCCAUCAAUGAACUGGAAGAAUUUUCUUAACCUCUCUCAGAGGGUGGGGUGUUCUGUCUCCACAGUAGGUCGGUGCUGGUCCUCGCCCCAGUAAGGACAGCUUCACUUUAAGGAAUCUUCCUCUAUUGAGGGCAGAAGUGAGAACACCAAGCUUUCUUUAUGUAGGCUCUCAAGCUGUACUUGAACCCAUACUUAGGCCAAUGGAAAGAUUAUGCCAGCAUCUACAUUUGACAUGGAUAAGUUAAAAUCUACACUCAAACAGUUUGUAAGAGACUGGAGUGGAACCGGAAAAGCAGAAAGGGAUGCCUGCUAUAAGCCAAUCAUUAAAGAGAUUAUCAAAAAUUUUCCAAAAGAGAGAUGGGAUCCUUCUAAAGUAAAUAUUCUGGUACCUGGUGCUGGACUAGGAAGAUUGGCCUGGGAAAUAGCUAUGCUAGGUUAUGCUUGUCAAGGAAAUGAAUGGAGUUUUUUUAUGCUCUUUUCUUCCAACUUUGUACUCAACAGAUGUUCUGAAGUUGACAAAUAUAAACUUUAUCCCUGGAUCCAUCAGUUUAGCAAUAAUCGGAGAUCAGCUGAUCAGAUUCGACCCAUUUUUUUCCCUGAUGUUGACCCCCACAGUCUUCCUCCUGGUUCUAACUUUUCGAUGACAGCAGGAGACUUUCAGGAGAUUUACUCAGAAUGCAAUACCUGGGACUGUAUUGCCACCUGUUUCUUCAUAGACACAGCUCACAAUGUCAUUGAUUAUAUUGAUACGAUAUGGAGAAUACUCAAGCCAGGUGGAAUUUGGAUAAAUCUUGGUCCUCUACUCUACCACUUUGAAAACCUGGCAAAUGAACUGUCUAUAGAAUUGAGCUAUGAGGAUAUUAAAAACGUUGUUCUGCAGUAUGGAUUCCAGCUAGAGGUGGAGAAAGAAUCCGUACUGUCAACAUAUACUGUGAAUGACCUCUCCAUGAUGAAGUACUACUAUGAGUGUGUUUUGUUUGUGGUCCGGAAGCCACAAUAAUGGUCUUAAGUGGUAUUACCCAGAAAACAUUUAAUAAGCAUAAAUGCUGAAAUAAACAACUUACAGUCAACUGUCGGUGACAACAGGACACAACCUCAGAUCAGUGGUGCCUUCUUAUUCCUACAAAAUCUAAAAUAGUGUCUAUUUUCUUAAUGAUGUCUAUUGCUUUUUUCAGAAAUAUACUAUACCAUGCAAAUUUAUAUCACACAAGUAAAAAAAAAAAAAUGAAGAAAAGCAGAUAGGAACUAUCUUCAAAUACUUUUUUCUUUGAAGCCCAGAAUUAUCUUUAAGAGAAUAAACAUAAACUCCAGUUUUCAUGAAGCAGUUGCAAGUCUGCCAUAUUAAUGAAUGACUGACUGACAGUACUAAAACCCACAAUGGUCUCCUUUUUUGCAUUUAGCAUUGCCUGUGUUACUUUUUAAAGGAUCUUCUGUCAUAUUUAGCAUCUGGAACUGGAACUCUUGUUCUCACUGGACCUAAGUAUACUUAGAGAAUUUGAAACUGUUCUUUCAUCAUUCAGAUUAGGUUUUUUAGCUCAGCUGUAUUUAGAAAGCAUCAAACAUGUUGUAUAUGAAAUGCUAAAUCGGUUGUUAGCAUCAAACAUGUCAUAUAUGAAAUCUAAAUCGGUUGUAGUGCAGGUUAAAAUUCAUGAGCUACAGUAACAGACAAAGUCUCUGUCCACGUUAAACUGAAACUUAUGUUAAUUCCUGGAUCCUUUUGAAAUGUAUAGAUAUAAAUAUUCAGAGGCCCAAAAGUUUCUUUUUUUAAAGCAGUGUUAAGAAACUGGAAAAAUCAGAAUAAAAUCUUCCCAUCUGAAAUACAUAACUUUGAAUUAGAAAUUAAUUACAAAGCUUGUCAGUGUGAAGUUUACAAUGGUGUCUUUAUAAAGUAUGUGGCUUAUGAAAGCAAGCACUUUCUAGGUAACAUGUAUCUAGUGAAAAUUAUCAUAGAAUUAAUGUGAGACAUUCUGAGUAUGAAAUUCAGGGAUAAAUUAAUGCCUGUGGUCUGUGUCUUUGGUAUCCUAGGCAGCAGCCAUUCAUGGAAUUUCAGAUUAAUACUGAUUUUGCCCCCUGCUAAGAGUUGGAGUUGAGACAGUGCAUGCUGCUUUAAUUUUCUACCUCUAGGGAGGCCUGACCAGAGGGAGUUUUAGUUUUAAUGUUUGUUACUCCAUUUCCACUCGCUAGGAAAGUAGAGGCGGACAGUGUUUUAAUGUAGUUGUACAAGAAAAGGAAGUCCCUGCAGGGUGUUUCACAGAUGUGUUCUCUGUGACAUGCAGAUUAGGGUUUCUAUGUACUGGUGACAUAACUGCCUGUCACCGUGCGAACGUUAGUGGGCAGCCUUACUGCCAUCUUUGAGACUGGAUUGUCUAGGUUUGGGAGUCUGCAGGAUUGGUUGUCUCUCUAGUUGGGAGAGUUUACACAGUGUGGGACGCCUGUCCUCUGUCCUGCCAUUAUGCAGUCCAUGGCUCCACGGAGCAACCUUUACUUCUUAGGCUGUGUAAAUCCACAGUCUGGUUUUCUUUUAAAAUCGUGUCUUGCUCUUCCGUUGCGCACUACCUUACAGAUGCUCAUUUGGUGGGAAUUCUUACCACCAUGUACAAGGGGGAGGUAGCUCUCAGAAUUAUUUUUUUAGGGGAAAAAACUAACCUAAAAGAAAUGUAUUUUAAAAGAUAUCCAGUGACUAGCAAGAAAUGCAUGCUUUUUGAGUUGUUAUUUAGGAAUGCUUUUAUUCAUUGAAGUGGUUUUUUGUUUGUUUUGUUUUGGUUUUUUUUUUUUUUUACAAAAGAACAGACUGACACCAGAGGGUUGGUUUUGUUACCUAAGAAUUUUUUUCUGUUAUGUUUUACUCUUUAAUAUUAUUACAUUUCUAAAUUAUGUAUUUUACUUAACUCAGAAAUCCAUUAUUUUUUCCUUCAUAUCAUGAAUAUUUUAAAAAUAUACCUUAUAAAUUUGCAUCACUUUUUCUCUUGUGGUUUUUGAAGUUAAUAUAUUCUAAACUUGAAGAUAUGGUAUAAAUCAAUAAUAGAAGUAUCACUGGAGUUUAAUUUUGUAUUUUUUAUAUUUAGGUCUAGGUAUUGGGAGUGUGUAAGCCUUGAAAUUUUAAAUUUUUUUCUUAAAUUAGUGCUAUACACGAAUGUUCUCAUUUUCAUAAGGUGAUCAUGUGCUUACUGUUUUUAAAUUUACAUUUUCUGAGGUGGUGAAUAUUUAGGUUCUAAUCAGUGAGCAAGAUAGGGCAUAUAAAAUACACAGGGAGGCUACAGAACUCACAGUAUGAAAUGAUCACAUUUGGGAACUGUAAAGUGUAUGAGAUUUAUAUGUAAUUCACAUUCUAAACGUCGCCAGAAAGGUUGGAUUGGAAGCUUCAUGUCUGCAUGAAAUUUCCUAUAUUUUUAAUGUGUAUAUGGACUUAAUUUUCCUUUAAAUAUUAAAGUCUACCAAUUGCUAUAACA
Messenger RNA from Rattus norvegicus (Norway rat), 3582 nucleotides. The record is from RefSeq and is a predicted model, not a curated record. NCBI's taxonomy places the organism in Eukaryota, Metazoa, Chordata, Mammalia, Rodentia, Muridae.